Messenger RNA from Hypomesus transpacificus, 2389 nucleotides. RefSeq names its product Elongation factor 1-alpha-like (gene eef1a1l3). The transcript has 7 exons. NCBI's taxonomy places the organism in Eukaryota, Metazoa, Chordata, Actinopteri, Osmeriformes, Osmeridae. The coding region runs from base 789 to 2159 and encodes 456 amino acids. The record is from RefSeq and is a predicted model, not a curated record. Gene Ontology annotation, biological process: translational elongation; translation. Gene Ontology annotation, molecular function: GTP binding; GTPase activity; translation elongation factor activity.
CUUGGGGUUCGACACGCAGGGAUCGGCGGUCGACGUUUAGACAACUAGCCUACCACGUUAGCUACAGUACAGUCAUUGAAUACCGAAUGCUCCUCUUACUGUCUGCCGUUUCCGGGUUUGUGGUUAGUAGGUUCAUUCGUUUUUGUUGCAACAGUCAGCCUGUAGCGGCACAGGCAAAGCGGUGGGGGGAGACCUAAAAUUAUGGGUAUCAUCGCAAACAAAGAUAUGACAGCGGGUCUCUUUCUGUUUGGGAUGGUCCAGUGAAUAAUUUAAAGCAUUUCACGUAUUAUAGUCAAAUUGACAAAGAAAAUAUAUUGGACACGACUGACAAGCUUAGCCUACAUCAGAAUGACACUGCAGGCUAUAAAACCUGGUAAUCUGGUACACCGCGGGAUAGCCCGGGCAAAGGAAUCGGAUGACUAACUAGUAGUUGAACGUCAUUGUGCUGAAACAGGGUUUAUUUGAUUUACAUCACCAUACACCUUGUAGGGGAGGGAUUCUCACCUCUCAAACAUCCCUUGACUUGCAAAAAACAAGAUCAAGUUAACGAAUUGCCCAUGUCAAGUAGUUAUGUCUGAUACAACAGCUGAAAUCACCAAACGACUAGCAGAAACAUAAUUUAGAACGCGCUGUGAACCAUUUUCACCUGAUUUUAAUUAGUCUACCAAUCACCUACACCUGAUUUCAAUUAACAAUUAAUUAUCAGCUAUAAAGGCUAAACAAACUAACUCCUACUCCAGACCGUUUCAAAUCAAGCUAACGUUCAGCGUCCUAUCAAGUUUAAUAAAAUGGGAAAAGACAAAACCCACAUUAAUGUGGUGAUCAUAGGCCAUGUCGACAGCGGAAAGUCUACAACCACCGGACACCUCGUUUACAAAUGCGGUGGCGUAGACCCACGAACGAUUGAGAAAUUUGAGAAGGCUGCGGCCCAGAUGGGCAAGAGCUCCUUCAAAUACGCUUGGGUUUUGGACAAACUAAAAGCUGAAAGGGAACGAGGUAUCACCAUUGACAUUUCCUUGCUUAAGUUCAACACUCAGAAAUACACUAUAACGAUAAUUGAUGCUCCUGGCCAUCGGGACUUCAUCAAGAACAUGAUUACCGGGACGUCACAGGCUGAUGUUGCAGUUUUGGUUGUUUCCGCUGCCAAAGGCGAGUUCGAAGCUGGCAUCUCAAGGAACGGCCAGACCAGAGAGCAUGCUUUGCUUGCAUACACCCUUGGCGUAAAGCAAGUGAUCGUCUGCGUGAAUAAGAUGGACCUAACGGAACCGCCAUACUGCCAGAAGCGUUACAAUGAGGUGGUCCGCAGCGUGUCAAUGUUCCUCAAGAAGAUUGGCUAUGAACCCUCCACGGUCCCUUUUGUUCCCGUUUCAGGAUGGACUGGGGAAAACAUGCUCACCCCGUCUCAAAAGAUGUCCUGGUUUAAAGGAUGGAAAGUGAGAAGGAAGGAGGGCAACGCAAAUGGGAAAACUCUGCUGGAGGUUCUUGACUCUGUCCACCCCCCAGUACGCUCGGCCACCAAACCCUUGCGCCUACCCCUGCAAGAUGUCUACAAGAUUGGCGGAGUGGGCACUGUUCCAGUGGGCAAGAUUGAGACCGGAGUCCUCAAGCCUGGCAUGGUGUUGACCUUCUCCCCUGCUAAGCUUACUGCGGAGGUUAAGUCCAUCCAGAUGCACCACCAGGGUCUGGAGACGGCACUGCCGGGCCACAACGUGGGCUUCAACAUCAAGAACGUGGCGGUGAAGAACCUUCGGCGCGGAGAUGUGGCCGGCAACGCCGUGCACGACCCUCCCUCUGAUGUCAGCAGCUUUGUGGCGCAGGUGAUUAUACUGAACCACCCCGGUAAGAUCAAGAUGGGCUACUCGCCUGUUCUGGACUGCCACACAACCCAUGUGACCUGCCGCUUCGCUGAGCUGCAGGAGAAGCUGGACAGGCGCACAGGAAGGAAGCUGGAAGACUCCCCACAGGUCCUGGUGUCUGGGGAUGCUGCCACCAUCAGGAUGGUCCCCAACAGACCUCUCUGUGUGGAGAGCUUCUUUGCCUUUCCUCCUUUAGGCCGGUUUGCUGCCAGGGACCUAAAGCAGACGGUGGCUGUAGGAAUAAUCAAGUCUGUGGAGAAGGACCAAGGAUCAAAGAAGCUUGCAAGAAAAGCCCAGUCUUAAAACGUAUUACUUUAUGUACCAGUCUGCUGGUAUGGAAAAGCGAUGAUGUAUCUUUAAGUUAAGUAUUUAUAUAAUUUGUGUUGCAACACGAGUACUUUUAGUUUUUUGGAUGAAGCGGCUUUUUAGAUGGGUCUGUAAGGACUAAAUAAUAGCCUAUUUCUGUUUUAGGUUAAGUGCGAUGAAGACUGUGAAAAGAGCUUUAAACUAAAAUAAAAAUCCAUUGACUUGAA